AUGUCUCCGAAAAAGGCGUUCAAUCCAAAGAGAGCCUGUGAUAUAUGUUAUGCCAAGAAGGUACGUCGCCGUCUCCAGUAUUUCCGCGCGAUUGACCUCUUUACUGACUAUGCUAUCCCCAUCCAGACUCUGUGCUUGUUACCUACACCAGAAGGCCCCUGCGAGAGAUGUGUUUACCGUAGCCUUGAGUGUACAUUUGAACGAGAGAAGCCAUCGAAGAAGCGGCGGAUUAGGUAUGUGAUGCCACCCAAUCUUUUCCGGGUUGAAAGCGUAUAUAUUCUCACCUUUUUAACAUUCGACUCUAGAUCUGCCUCUAGCAAUGCAUCAAGCGAUUCGCAGGCAUUAUCUCAACGAGUCAGACAGCUUGAGAAUGCUCUGGCUAUCACCCAAGUCGAGUCGAGACCGGAGUUGUCAGGUUGCCAUAUUGCCAGCCCCAAAGAGCCCAGAAAACCCGCUUCAUUGGCAGCUAGCUCCUUACCAAGUGGCCGGAGUGGAAUAGUCCUUUCAGCAAGGUCCCCAUACUCAUGUCUAUCUUCGAGUAUAGCGAUCAAUACCUGCAAUUCGGUCGCUGCGGAUGAUAGUGCCGGGGUCGAUGUGUCCGCUUACCAAUUCGGACCAAACUGGUUUUUCAAUGGUAUACCGAUCUUCUCCGAAGAAGGAAUUAAGUGGCUUUCGACAAGAACAGACCAAAAUGUCAAUUGGGCGGAAUUUUUGAUUCCCAUGACUGACCCAAGCCCGCUUUCGCUUAUUGAGUCACCUGGAGAAAUAUGCCAUUUGCCAGACCAAGAUGAAACCCGCCGAACAUUGAAUGGCUUAUUUGAGUCACCAUUCAGACUGACAUUCCCAGUCAUAGACGAAUCUUUAUUCGAAUCAACUAUGCAAAUUGCUUACGACCCUGUGGAUAAAAAUAUGGCAUCUGCCACACAGCUCGCUGCCAGGGCGUGCAUUUUGGCUGCUCUCUCUAUCACAGCUUCUUCAAUUGAGUCCCAUCAGAGAACCCAAAAUAUAGAUGCAGAAAUGUGUGCUGCAAAGGCCCAAAUCAUCCUGGUAAAUCUAGCAGAGACCACCAACUUAGACACCCUCCAGGCAAUAAUUUUACUAGUAAGUAGAAUCCACUGCUCUUUGUUCUCGACCUUGUCCGCUCACGCUAUGCUCAAGCAACUGCAAAAAAUGUUCAAGGGCCGCUGGAAAGGAGCUGAUUUCUUCAAUUCAAUUUCGUGUCGCAUUAUCUGCUCUUUAAGGGGUCAUAUCUACACGUUGCCAAAAUCAGAUUGUGAAAUGACUCGCUCUGAACGCGAAAAAACCCAUAUUCGAACAUUGUUCUGGUUAUGUUAUAUGCUCGACAAGGACAUUUCACUUCGCACUGGAAGUCCACCACUCCUCACCGAGACCUAUUGCGAUCUUACUGCGCCAAUUUGUACACAUUAUUCUACCUACUUUCCGACGUCAGAUGUAUCUCCUGAGCCCACUAGUCCAGCCUCCGGACUUCUCGUUUUUAAUUUCCCGGGCGAUACUCGUCUUGGUAACAUGAAGGAGAAGGUGUGCCGUCAAUUAUUUUCUGCCCCAGCUUUGAAGUAUAAUGAUGAUCAACUUCUUCUUAAUAUAAGGCAGCUGGACGAUGAGAUCGAAUGCUGGCGAAUAUCGCUUCCAAGCGAUGUCCGCCCUGCACUUUUUGUCUCACAUAAUUCUUUACCGCAUUCAGCUGAAGGUGACAUACCAUUCAUUGUUCGACGAAUGUCUCUGCAGCUGGAAUAUCAUCACCUUAUGACUAUUAUUCACACGACAGUCAGAAGAUGCACGCCCAGUGAUGCAAAUGAGUCCGAAGACCUUCAUGCCGUUGUCCAUUCGAGCUUCGAUUUAUCGCUCGAGGCGAGUCGGUCAACCAUUUUGUGCCUGAGAUUCCUGCUCAGCAUAAUUGCAGAACGAUCCUUUCCGUAA
Messenger RNA from Penicillium waksmanii, 1938 nucleotides. Its product is annotated as fungal specific transcription factor domain-containing protein. Lineage: Eukaryota; Fungi; Ascomycota; Eurotiomycetes; Eurotiales; Aspergillaceae. Gene Ontology annotation, molecular function: zinc ion binding; DNA binding. The record is from RefSeq and is a predicted model, not a curated record. The transcript has a single exon. Gene Ontology annotation, biological process: DNA-templated transcription. The coding region runs from base 1 to 1938 and encodes 645 amino acids.